This is a messenger RNA of Spodoptera littoralis (African cotton leafworm), 1569 nucleotides long. Lineage: Eukaryota; Metazoa; Arthropoda; Insecta; Lepidoptera; Noctuidae. The record is from the annotation of a GenBank genome assembly.
AUGGAAAAAUUAAAAUAUAUUUUGAUUUGUGUCCUUAUAAGUUUGUGUUCAUGUGAUGCUUACAAGAUCUUGGCUGUGUUCCCUGUACCGAGCCCCAGCCAUGGGAUUCUUGGAGACAAUAUGGUCAAACAUCUUCUAAAUGCUGGACAUGAAGUAACCUACAUAACGCCUUUUGCUAGCAGACAGAAGAGUAAUCCAAAACUAAACAUAGUGGAUGUCACCGAUCAUCACAGUUUUUUUAAUCCGGACGUCUUGGACAUCACGCAGAUAAUGACAGGGGCAGUGAACUUCAAGGACCACAACGUCAUAUUUUCCAUGAUGGUGCACAUAGCAACAAUGACGCUAGGACAUGAGAAUGUCCAGAAGCUUAUGAGAGAUCCACAACAGAAGUUUGAUGUCAUCAUCGGCGAAUAUAUGUUCGCCGAUUUGUAUUCCACAUUCCCAGCAGUAUUCCAAUGCCCUUACAUCUGGUUUUCAACAGUUGAACCACAUUGGAUGGUUGUGAACCUGGUUCAUAGUCCAAUGAAUCCAGCCUAUAAUGGAGACUACAUGUAUGCAAGUAUACCUCCUUUCAACUUCAUGCAAAGAGUCCAGGAAUUGUGGCGGAUAUUGAUUGGACUUUAUCGGCACAACAAUGAAUAUUACAAACGAGAAGAAGCAGUGUACCUGAAGCAUAUAGUCCCUAUCCUGAAGGAGCAAGGGAAACCAGUACCUGAUUAUAAUGUGCUGAAGUAUAAUGCGUCUUUACUGCUGGGCAACUCUCAAGUGGCGAUUGGUAACGCAGUGCCACUACCACCAAGCUACAAGCACAUUGGAGGUUACCAUAUCGAGGAUGAGGUUAAGCCCUUACCAGAGAAUUUGAAGAAGAUUUUGGAUAAUUCCAAGAAUGGUGUGAUUUACUUCAGCAUGGGCUCCAAUUUGAAGAGCAAGGACUUGCCGGAUGAACUGAAGAAGGGUCUGCUGGAGGUGUUCGGAGGAUUGAAGCAGACUGUUUUGUGGAAGUUUGAGGAGAAUCUACCAAACCAGCCUAAAAACGUUCAUAUAGUGCAGUGGGCACCACAACAGAGUUUGUUAGCCCAUCCUAACUUGAAGUUGUUCGUCACUCACGGUGGUCUCCUGUCACUCACUGAGGCGGUCCACUUCGGAGUCCCAGUAAUUGCCAUUCCAGUCUUCGCAGAUCAGUUCCUCAACGCAAACCAAAUUCAACAUAAAGGAAUUGGGGAAAAACUUGAUCUUUCUUACAACUUACAUAAGGACUUGAAGGUCGCUUUGGAUAAGGUUCUUGCUGAUCUUCCCAGGUACACUGCCAAAAUUAAAGAGAUGUCUGUAGCAUACCACGACAGUCCGAUGAAGCCGAAAGAAGCGCUGAACUUCUGGGUGGAGCACGUGGUGCGGACGCGCGGCGCUCCACAUCUGCGCUCAGUGGCGCUGCAAGUACCGCUGUACCAGCAAGCGUACCUAGAUCUGUUAGCUGUAAUACUGGCAGUUGCUGUUGUUAUAUUACUAGUGGUUAAGAAAAUUCUACGUUUCCUUAAAUCUCAGGAGAGUAUAAAACAGAAGAAGAAUUAA